CACUUUGUCACGUCACUUGAGAGUUGAGAGAAAAAAAGAACGAAAAUAAUAAAAUAACGAAGAAGAAGAAGAAGAAGACGAAGAACAUUUCGCGUUGAUCUCAGAUUCACUCUUCGCCAUGGCUGAACCUCCUUCUUUUGGUUUAGGUCCUCGAUUAGACAUUCAGCAAUUACAAUUUGAAGCCCAACAUCGGUGGUUGCGACCGGCAGAAAUUUGUGAAAUUCUUCGUAAUUAUCGGAUGUUUCAUAUCACACCAGAACCUCAUACAAGGCCACCGAGUGGUUCACUUUUUCUUUUUGACCGAAAGGUUUUGAGAUACUUUAGAAAGGACGGGCAUAAUUGGAGAAAGAAAAAAGAUGGAAAAACUGUGAAAGAAGCUCAUGAAAAAUUAAAGGUGGGAAGUGUUGAUGCGUUACACUGCUACUAUGCACAUGGAGAAGAAAACGAAAAUUUUCAAAGGCGAAGCUAUUGGUUGCUUGAACAGGAUACACACAUAGUAUUUGUCCAUUACUUGGAAGUUAAGAGUAACAAGUCAAAUAUUGGAGGAAACGCUGAUAGCAAUGAGGUCAUAUCAGAUUCUCAAAAGGUCAACUCUCCGUCGUCUGGCAUUCCCGCAACUUAUAGUAGUGUGCCUUCUCUAAGUACAGAUUCCAUGAGCCCAACUAGUAGCUAUACAUCUUUACGUGAAGAUGCUGAUUCAGGUGAUCAUGGACAGUCAUCAGUUUCUGGAAUGGAUUAUAUCCCACCUUUUAGCAGGGAUACAUUUAGAGGAAAUGGUGCUACUUGCAUUGAUGGCCAGGCAUCAUGGGACACGGUCUUGCAAUCCACCGCUGAGUUGCAUGCUGAUCCUUCUCUUGUAUCUUUUACUUCCAUCCCAUCUGGUUCACUGUCAAACAUCCUUGACCAAGAAGAUAACAUCUUGGGUGACUUUUCAAUGAGCAGAAGUGGCCUCGCUAUUGGAGCAGGGAGUUCUCAGCCUCUCCAAUCAAAUUGGCAGAUUCCUUUUGAAGACAACACGGGACAUAUGCCAACCUUUACCCAAUCAUUGAGUUUGGAAUUUGCAUCUGAUUAUGGAACUGGUUUACUAGGGAACGAAUCUGAUAAUGGAAGUUCUAUAAUUGAUCCUGUCUUGUUUAGUUUUCAUGGUGAGCCAAAAGAGAAGCUUGCACAGCAAAACUAUUUGGAAGAGAAGGUAGAUGGACACCCGCGAGAUGACCUUAAGUCUAAUUCCACAAAAGAAGUUCCUAGUGAAGAAACUAUUAAUUAUCCCUUACCUGUGAGACGCACAUUAUUGGAUAGGGAUGAGAGCUUGAGGAAGGUUGAUAGCUUCAAUCGGUGGAUUACUAAAGCCCUUGGAGAGGUGGACGAUUUGAAUAUGCAAUCCUCACCUGGUAUUUCAUGGAGUGCAGAUGAUUGUGGGCAUGUGAUAGAUGAUACCUCCCUGAGCCCAUCUCUGUCUCAGGAUCAGCUGUAUAGCAUAACUGAUUUUUCACCUAAAUGGGCUUAUGCUGAGUCAGACACUGAGGUGUUGAUUAUUGGAUCCUUUUUGAAAAGUCAACCAGAUGUUACAGCCUGUAACUGGUCCUGUAUGUUUGGGGAAGUUGAGGUUCCUGCUGAGGUUGUAGCUAAUGGAAUUCUGUGUUGUCAAGCUCCUCCUCACAAGGUUGGGCGGGUCCCUUUCUAUGUAACAUGUGCCAAUAGGUUAGCUUGCAGUGAAGUGCGUGAAUUUGAUUUCAGAGACGGCUAUUCCAGAAAUGUAGAUUAUACAGAUUUUUUCAACAGUUCGAAUGACAUGCUACUUCAUUUGCGGCUGGAGGAGUUUCUUUCUUUGAAACCAGUGCACCCUUCAAAUCAAACCUUUGAAGGCGAUACAGAGAAAAGGAGCUUAAUUCUUAAGCUUAUUUCACUGAGAGAGGAAGAAGAAUAUUCAAGUAAGGAAGAGCAGACUGUAGAGAUGGAUAUAUCACGACACAAGGUGAAGAAGCAUCUGUUUCAUAGGCAGUUUAAAGAGAAACUGUACUCAUGGCUUCUUCACAAGGUAACUGAGAGUGGUAAAGGGCCAAAUGUGUUAGAUAAGGACGGGCAGGGCGUGCUACAUUUAGCAGCCGGUCUUGGUUAUGACUGGGCAAUAAUCCUAAUUUUAGCUGCUGGAGUUAAUAUCAACUUCCGUGAUGUGAAUGGUUGGACGGCCUUACAUUGGGCGGCAUCCUGUGGCAGAGAGCGGACAGUUGGUGCCCUUGUACAUAUGGGUGCAGAUUGUGGAGCAUUGACGGAUCCAUCUCCAGAAUUUCCUUCAGGCAGAACAGCUGCAGAUCUCGCCUCUAGCAAUGGGAACAAAGGACUCUCUGGUUUUCUAGCAGAGUCUUCGUUAACCAGCCACCUUGAAUCCCUCACAGUGGAUGAUCUACACAAAGGUGGUCAGCAAGAAGUUUCAAGAACAAAAGCAGUGCAGACAGUUUCAGAACGAACUGCAACACCUGUGAUCUAUAAUGAUAUGCCUGAUGCCCUAUGCCUUAAAGAUUCUCUAACCGCUGUCCGUAAUGCGACUCAAGCUGCCGAUCGCAUACAUCAAGUAUUCAGAAUGCAGUCCUUUCAGAGGAAGCAGUUAACUCAGGAUGAGGAUGAUGAUGAUGAAUUUGGUUUGUUAGAUCAGCGGGCUCUUUCUCUUCUAGCUUCUAAGGCACGCAAGUCAGGACAAGGAGAUGGCCUAGUCAAUGCUGCUGCAACUCAAAUACAGAAAAAGUUCCGUGGUUGGAAGAAGAGAAAAGAAUUCUUGCUCAUUCGUCAAAGAAUUGUGAAAAUCCAGGCCCAUGUAAGAGGUCACCAGGUAAGGAAGCAGUAUAAAACUGUCAUCUGGUCUGUGGGAAUCCUGGAGAAGAUUAUAUUACGCUGGAGACGCAAGGGUAGUGGUCUACGUGGGUUUCGACCAGAAGCCCUUAAUAAAGCCCCCAGUCAACAAAAUGAUUCUCUGAAAGAGGAUGAUUACGAUUAUUUAAAGGAAGGACGAAAACAAAAAGAGGAAAAGAUCCAAAAGGCCCUUUCUAGGGUGAAGUCCAUGGUUCAGUAUCCGGAGGCGCGGGCUCAAUACCGGCGGGUGCUAAAUGUUGUUGAAGACUUCCGUCAAAAGAAGGAUUGUAAUAUGGGGAUGAGUUCUGAAGAGACAGUUGAUGGUGUGGAGGAUUUGAUUGAUAUUGAUAUGCUUUUAGAUGAUGAAAAUUUCAACCCUAUAGCAUUUGAUUGAUUAUCUGCAGGUUAAUCCUAUUGUCCCCGCUGUUAAUAUAUGUCCAGUUGGCUUUGUUUGGCAUAGGGGAAGUCCUAACAUCAUCUUGAUGUAAAUAUUUCUAAUCCAAAUUACUUGGACCGAAGGCUGAAUAUAAUAUAUACAUAGGUUUUAAUAGCUAGCAUGCAUUUUGAUUGGACAUUUCAGAUACUGUAAUCUAAUGAGACAUGGUUUGAUUUUAUUUGUGGUAAUUUUAUUAUGACUGGAUAAGAUUAUAUUUAUAAUUGGUUAGGGUUGUAACAUAAUGGUGUAACUUAGCUUGCUUACUAAAAUUUGUACAAAAGUCGACUGUGGCCGAGGAAUUAUAACUAAGUGCUAAUUAUUAUC
Medicago truncatula (barrel medic) is the source of this 3607-nucleotide messenger RNA. RefSeq names its product calmodulin-binding transcription activator 2. Bases 119 to 3241 code for a protein of 1040 amino acids. Gene Ontology annotation, molecular function: protein binding; transcription coregulator activity; double-stranded DNA binding. Gene Ontology annotation, cellular component: nucleus. NCBI's taxonomy places the organism in Eukaryota, Viridiplantae, Streptophyta, Magnoliopsida, Fabales, Fabaceae. Gene Ontology annotation, biological process: regulation of transcription by RNA polymerase II. The record is from RefSeq and is a predicted model, not a curated record. The transcript has 12 exons.